ACUCUAUCGAGUAUUCAAAGUAUUCUGCACUUGAAUCGGAGUUCUCAUAGUUGAAAACAUUCUAGCAUUGAGCAGUUCGGCUCGUUCACGAGAGAUUUAUCACAUUGUUAGCCACGGUUAGCCGUAGACUGCUAGCGAUCGAGAAAUAAACCGAAAAAAUAUGCGCUUUUCUGACAAGUGUUAAGAAAAGCUAAUGAACGCGAAUUCAAGCUCUUUACUGUUAUCCAGUGCUGGGGUAAUAAACUAUUCUUUGAGGGGAGCAUAGAUGCGCCCAAACUCUCACCUCCUCGUGGUGAUGACUGGAAACGGUCUCGACAAACGAAGAAGUGUUUAAGGCUUGGACAACCUAUAACUUGGCGACAAGUUUUCUAAAAGCUAGCUUAGGGGUACACUGGAAGAAGCACACUUUUCUCAUAAACUAUUGCUAAGAAGAAAAUACUAACCAACUAGCUGAUAUUAUCGCCUCUAUAGCCAAUACACUUGAUAUACCGCAUCUUGAAUACGAUUGGUCUCCCAGUGAAGCUUUGGAUAAAAAGCAGCACAUGGCGAUGACAUUGAACGUGCACCCAGAUAAUCUGGAUUUAACUCGUGGCUUAGCGGAUAUAGUUCAGAGUUUUGGUUGGCGUUCUUAUACCAUAGCUUAUGAAUCGUACACAGAAUUGCAACAACUUCAAGAUAUCCUACAAAUAGGUGAACGUAACAGUAAUCCGACUACAAUGUUUCAAUUGGCUGAUGAUUUUGAUUAUAAGCCGAUGUUAAAAAGUAUUAAAAUGUCUACCGAUAAUUGCUUAAUUCUGCACUGUUCCACUGAGAAAAUUGUGGAAGUCUUAAAACAGGCAAAGGAAUUGAAAAUGUUGGGAGAAUAUCAGAGCAUUUUUAUUCCGAACUUAGACACACACACAAUCGACAUGCCCGAUAUUCUGACCGUUGGAGCUAACAUAAGCACUGUACGUAUAAUGGAUCCGACAGAUUUUCAUGUGAAAAACAUUGUACACGAUUGGGAAGAACACGAGAAAAGAGAAAAGCGCUACUUUAGAGUCGAUCCGGAUCGAGCUAAGACAAAUAUGAUUUUGCUGAACGAUGCUAUUUGGAUAUUUGUCAAAGGUCUUGCAGAGCUACUCCAAGAAGAAGAACUUCAACUACCAAAGGUGGAAUGCCGUAGAAAUAGAUCUUGGCCUAUGGGUAGACGUAUAAUAGAGUUCAUGAAGGCGCGAUCCGACGAAGUAGCUACGGGUCGUGUGGAUUUCAAUCAGUAUGGACAGAGAAGUUUUUUCACCCUGCGUUUUUUGGGCUUAACACAAAUUGGCUUUCAGGAGUUAGCCACAUGGGAUCCUGUUAAUGGCCUACUGGCCAAAGAAAGCGAUGAUUUGAGUGAUAAACUAUUAGGACAAAAGAUGCAAAAUAAAACUUUUAUUAUCACAUCACGCAUAGGCGCACCGUUCCUAAUGUCAAGAGAAGCUGAAGAGGGAGAGAUUUUACAGGGCAAUGCACGUUACGAAGGCUACUCAAUGGACUUGAUUGACGCAAUCGCCAAAAAGCUUGAAUUUAAAUAUGAAUUCCAAUUGGCACCAGACGGUCGCUAUGGAAGUUAUAAUAAAGAUACUAAACAAUGGGACGGCUUGGUGCGUCAGAUAUUAGAUGGGAAUGCUGAUCUAGGUAUUUGCGAUUUAACCAUGACAUCGUCGCGCCGUACCGCUGUGGACUUUACACCUCCAUUUAUGACAUUGGGCAUUAGUAUUCUUUACGCGAAACCUGAAGUGCCACCAGCUAAUUAUUUUUCAUUUCUUUCGCCCUUCUCUGUUGAUGUUUGGAUGUACAUGGCCACGGGUUUUCUAGCGGUAUCUUUGCUUUUAUUUAUAUUGGCACGUAUGGCUCCGGCCGACUGGGAAAAUCCUCACCCGUGCAAAGAACCCGAAGAACUUGAAAAUGUAUGGACUAUGACGAAUACUACUUGGUUAGCAAUAGGAUCAAUUAUGGGUCAAGGUUGCGAUCUAUUGCCAAAGGCUGCGUCGACACGUUUGGCAACCGGCAUAUGGUGGUUUUUCGCUUUGAUGAUGUUAAACUCUUACACGGCGAAUUUGGCCGCCUUUUUGACUAUGUCCCGUAUGGGUUCUUCUAUAAAGAGCGCGGAAGAUUUGGCUGCUCAAACUAAAAUCAAAUAUGGCGCUGUAGUGGGUGGUAGUACUAUGGGCUUCUUUAAGCAUUCUAAUUUUACUACCUACCAACGCAUGUGGGCCGCGAUGGAUUCAAAUCCCACUGUAUUUACCAAAAGUAAUAAUGAAGGUGCGGAACGGGUCUUAAAAGGUAAACGUUUGUACGCAUUUCUAAUGGAGUCCACAACGUUAGAGUACAUCGUCGAAAGGCAAUGCGAUUUAAUGCAGGUGGGAGGAUGGUUGGAUUACAAAACUUACGGCAUUGCCAUGCCAUUUAACUCUCCGUACCGUAAGCAAAUAAGUGGAGCUGUUCUAAAAUUGGGUGAAGCAGGAACGUUAUCUGCAUUAAAACGUAAAUGGUGGAAAGAAAUGCAUGGCGGUGGUAAUUGUACCGUAGCCGAGGCCGCGUCUUCCAGCACACCUGAGCUAAAAUUGGUUAACGUCGGCGGUGUUUUCUUAGUAUUGGGCAUUGGUUUAUUGUGCUCAAUUGUAAUAGGCCUAGUUGAAUUCCUAUGGAAUCUUAAAACAGUUGCCAUAGAAGAAAAAAUUUCGCUGAAGGAAGCUUUAAAAUUAGAAACCAUGUUUGCUUUAAAAGUCUGGAUUACUACUAAACCGGUACGUGGUAGCUCUGAGAACUCUAGCAAAAGCUCUUCGUCCAGUAGCUCCUCUUCGCCAUCAACACACUCUAAAAAGUCAAGACGUCUUUCUAUUAGUCACAGCAUGAGAAGCUUGAAGAGCUCUAUACACGAAACCAUGCAAACCGCUGUUGGUGCUAAAAUGCGCAAAAUUGGCUCAAUGUUCUCUUUGAAAUCUAUGCAUUCUGGAAAACCUGAAAUCGAGAUAGAACCACCCUCGGAAGUCGACGAUAAAAUCGACAAAGAAGAAAAAGCGACGCAGAUUGAAAUGGAAAACUCUCAAGAACAUCGGCACCGUCAUCAUCAUAAGCAAAGCCAUCGAAAUCACUUGCAUCCGGACGAUAUUGAGCAAGAUAUUCAACGUGAACCACACAGAAGAGAUAGCAAAGCGAGCGGUAAAGCACAUUUCAAUGUUUGAAGACAAGGAAAUAAAGAGGGCAUAGACUUAACUUCAGAAUGGCUUUUUAAUGAACACUCUCUUUCGGAAGUUUCUAAGAAGGAACAAGAAAAAAUAAUAAAAAUUC
Molecule: messenger RNA, 3312 nt
Organism: Glossina fuscipes
Lineage: Eukaryota; Metazoa; Arthropoda; Insecta; Diptera; Glossinidae
Gene: clumsy
Product: glutamate receptor ionotropic, kainate 2
Exons: 12
Coding region: 543-3206 (887 amino acids)
Biological process (GO): monoatomic ion transport; modulation of chemical synaptic transmission; synaptic transmission, glutamatergic
Cellular component (GO): postsynaptic membrane; plasma membrane
Molecular function (GO): glutamate-gated receptor activity; transmitter-gated monoatomic ion channel activity involved in regulation of postsynaptic membrane potential
Source: RefSeq, a predicted model, not a curated record